This is a messenger RNA of Durusdinium trenchii, 1831 nucleotides long. NCBI's taxonomy places the organism in Eukaryota, Dinophyceae, Suessiales, Symbiodiniaceae. The record is from the annotation of a GenBank genome assembly.
GGAAGCUCUGGCAGUUUCCACUUGGCAGAGAGACAGUCCAAAACGACAUGCAUGGCGCACAAGCCGCCAUCCGUCAUGCAGCUCGCGCAGGCGCCACUCCACGUUCGGGGCCACGGCGUCCUGUCACCCCGCUGAAGGAGAGAAACAGAAGUCCCGGUGGUUCAGGUGUCUCCCCCGUGCGACCCUGGGUUGUCGCUGGGCUGCCAGUUCUCUUGCGAAAGGCGAAGGCACAGCCAGAGCAACGACCUGGACCCAAAAGGCCACUGAAGGCCCCCGUGCUCCGUGUGCCACGUGAGAGCGAGGCUCUCGCAGACGAGCCAGGUGAAGCCAAAGUGCUCAGCAAGAACGAAGGAACAGGUGAACGGUGGAAAGGCUGCAAAGUCGGCCCCAGCGCCGUGUCCGUGGGCAUUGGGCUCUUCAUUCGCUAUGUCCUGCCAAUCCCUACAGGCGUCUCUCAGCAGGGCUGGUCCAUGCUGGCGCUCUUUGUGGCCACGGUUGCGGGCAUCGUGACGCGGCCAUUGCCCUCGCCAGGCGUUGCCUUUUGCGCCUUCGCGGUGGGCUUGGCGACCCACACGUUGAGUUUCCAGGACGGGGUCAAAGCCUUCACAGAUGAGGUGCUUUGGUUGGUGGUCUUGGCGUUCUUUUUCACGAAGGGCUUCGCCAAGACCGGCCUUGGGGAGCGGAUCGCGCUCAGCAUCGUGCGCGUGCUGGGCGGUACCACCUUGGGCCUGGCCUAUGGUUUGAACCUGGCCGAAGGAGUCUUGGCUGCUGGCAUGCCCUCCUCAGCUGCCCGGGCAGCAGGUAUCUUCUACCCCUUGGUGGAUGCCGUAGCCAAGGCGUGCAGCGGCGGGAAGAAAGAUAGCACUGGGGGCUUCUUGAUCCAAAGUGCCUUCCAGGCCACAGGGAACUCCAGUUCUCUUUGGCUCUACGGAGCUGCGACAAAUCUGUUGAUGCUGAGGCUGGCGGCUGAGCUGGGAUAUGUGGUCAAUGCACCCUUCACCAGCUGGCUGAAGGCGAGCUGCGUUCCAGCCUUGGCUGCCAUGGUCUUGACGCCGCUUGUCGCCUUUGUGGCAAUGCCCCCGAAGGUGAAGCGGACGCCGGAGGCCCCGAAGGAGGCCAAGAAGAAGUUGAGGGCGAUGGGUCCAAUGUCGAAAGAUGAGCUGAUCUUGGUCUCGGUGAUCUUGGGCAUGCUCACCUUGUGGGCUGGCUCCAGCAGCUUUGGGAUCCCAGCAGUGCACACAGCGGUGAUGGGCCUGAGCGUGCUGCUCGCCACGGGCGUGCUCAGUUGGUCCGAUUGCGCGCGAGAAGAGGGCGCUUGGACCACGAUGACCUGGUUCGGCAUUCUCGUGAGCAUGAGCGGCAUGCUGAACAAACUGGGGGUUGUCAGGUGGCUGGCGACCGAGCUCUCCCUGAAGAUCACUGCCUUGGGCCUCUUCAGAGGUGAAGCCUUUCUGCUGCUCCUCUUGCUUUACAUCCUUUUGCACUACAUUUUUGCAUCCCAGGCUGCCCACAUCAGUGCAUUAUACUUGCCCUUUGUGGCAAUGAUGGUGGAUACCGGCACGCCGCCGAUGGCAGCUGUUUUUUCGUUGGCCUUUGCAUCCAACUUAUUCGGCUCCAUCACACCCUACUCUUCAGCCCAGGCGCCAGUCUUCUUUGGUGGUGGCUACGUAUCAUUAAAGGACUGGUACAGGCUUGGUCUUGUUUUCAUCAUCUUCAACAUCAUCAUUUGGGUUGGAGUCGGAUCUCUUUGGUGGAAGGUAAUUGGUAUCUAUUGAAUUUCAAUCAAUUAAAUAUAUACAACAAAAACAACUAAAUAUAUAGUUAUUGAAAA